Messenger RNA from Gossypium raimondii (Peruvian cotton), 868 nucleotides. RefSeq lists its product as uncharacterized. Gene Ontology annotation, cellular component: TRAPP complex. The transcript is spliced from 3 exons. The record is from RefSeq and is a predicted model, not a curated record. NCBI's taxonomy places the organism in Eukaryota, Viridiplantae, Streptophyta, Magnoliopsida, Malvales, Malvaceae. The coding region runs from base 205 to 630 and encodes 141 amino acids. Gene Ontology annotation, biological process: endoplasmic reticulum to Golgi vesicle-mediated transport.
UUUACGAAAGCAUCCAUGUGCCCGUACGUGGCACUAUGAGCUAAGCUUGAUGUAAUUUAACUUUUCAAGUGAGGUCUAAAACGUCAAUUGGAUAUUUAAGAAGAAAAAGAAAAGAAAUGACUUCCCAGUUCCCAGUCCCACAGAAUCAGAGUAAUUCAUUUCCAAGCGAUAAGUUUUAGGGUUUUGAGUUCUAUUCUCUUGACAAUGGCUGCGAUUUACAGUCUUUACAUAAUCAACAAAUCAGGAGGUUUGAUAUUUUAUAAGGAUUAUGGAUCCAAGGGGCGCAUGGAUACGAAUGAUAGCUUGAGAGUGGCUAGUCUAUGGCAUUCGAUGCACGCUAUCUCACAGCAGCUAUCGCCUACCACUGGUUGUUCUGGAAUUGAGCUACUUGAAGCUGAUACAUUUGAUCUCCAUUGUUUUCAAUCUCUUACCGGGACAAAGUUCUUUGUAGUUUGCGAACCUGGGACACAGCACAUGGAGGCUCUCUUGAAAGUUGUUUAUGAGCUCUACACAGAUUAUGUUUUGAAGAACCCCUUCUAUGAGAUGGAGAUGCCUAUACGAUGCGAACUCUUUGACAUCAACCUGACACAGGCAGUACAGAAGGAUCGUGUUGCGCUUUUGGGGCGAUAAGCUGUCCUGGAACCUUUAUCUUACCAAAAUGUCACCAUCUCUUAUCUUCAUCCGUACACUUUUGAUGGAAGAUUGCUAUCAAGUUUGUAUCAACCUGUGUAUUGGGAUAUCAUCAAGCUCCUUUGUUUAGCUCAUAAGUGCUGAAUCAUUUACAACAUAUGAUGAUUUCUGGAGUUGUUUUUCCCAAUUAACAUUUAUAAAAUUAAUGAAAAAAUCCUUUUAGAGGCAUGCUCCCCAA